Molecule: messenger RNA, 8430 nt
Organism: Silurus meridionalis
Lineage: Eukaryota; Metazoa; Chordata; Actinopteri; Siluriformes; Siluridae
Gene: atp8b2
Product: ATPase phospholipid transporting 8B2
Exons: 30
Coding region: 1887-5780 (1297 amino acids)
Biological process (GO): phospholipid translocation; Golgi organization
Cellular component (GO): plasma membrane
Molecular function (GO): ATP hydrolysis activity; magnesium ion binding; ATPase-coupled intramembrane lipid carrier activity
Source: RefSeq, a predicted model, not a curated record
UUGAAGCGAUGUGUACCUGCGGCUCAUGGUGGUCUCAUGAGAGGAAACAACAUGGCACUUUUAACAUGCUCGGGUCUAAAACUCAAAAGAAAGACCUGUAAAAUAUCAGGAUGAAGCAAAACCCGCUUUGAAAUGAGGAUGUUGCAGCACAUGGGUGCAUAGAAAACGAAGAGAAAGAGAAAGGGAACUCUGGCAAGAUUUUCCCAUGGGACGAAGCGGCAGGAUAUCAGAGAUAUGCCAGUGUUCAGAAAGAGACCUCCCUCAGGCACAUGGAGGUUGAGUAACUGUACAUCUCAUCUAAUUUCAUCUCAUCUAAUCUCAUAUUAUUCAAUGUACCACACAUUUCCUGUACAUAAAUUAGGGUUUAAUUUUAAGGUUAAUUGAACUGCAGCUCUGGCUUUGUCAAACAUGUGCUUUUCCAAAAAGUGUUGCUUUUUUUUAAAAACUAUUUAUCAUUUAAAUCAUUAUAGGUUACAUACAUUUGAAUCGAAACGGCAUCACUAAAUUAUCUUUAUAGCUUUGUGCAUUAUUAAGGAAAAGUUGCUUGUAAAAGGGAGUGUAAUAUGCCACAAAGCACAUGAGGACCAAAAUUUCUUCACUCCAAAAAUGGUUUUCUCAUGCAUGCACUAACAUAUACAGACAACAGAGUGGUAGACCUAUGACAGUAGCUCACUACUACUGCUUUAUUUUAUCUGAAAUCACCUUUGCUUUCUUAUUCUUCUACCUUUUUUUUUUUUAAUUCCCCUACCUUUUUCACAAUCCUACCUUAAUUAUAUGUAUGAGGUCAAAAGAAAACAUACAAUUCUCUGUGUUCAUUCUGUACAACUACACAGUUUCAGGCUUGUAUUCUAGUUUUGUUUAUAACAAGCACUAAAGAGCUUAGUACCUAAAUGUAUAAAACUGUGUUCAAAGGCCAUUUGGCCCUGCUGAGAAGUGUUUGUGUGUGUGUUUGUGUGUGUGUGUGUGUGUGUGUGUGUGUGUGUGUGUGUGUGUGUGUGUGUGUGUGUGUGUGUGUUAACUUUCACUGUGCAACUGCAAGUGAAAAAUGGAAGGAAGCCUGCCAUGCCUGCAAGUUAAUCUGCGAGGAAGCUGAAACAGUUAAUGAUAUUUAGCAGACACACACUUGCAACACACACACACACACACACACACACACACACACACACAGACACACAGACCUCUAUGCACAUCAGGCUAAAUAUUCUGUAUCAUACCUCUGAAUUCUAAAGCCUCAUGUACAUUGCAUGACACUGCAUUACACUGCAUUGCAUCUGGAGCAAAACAAGCCUGCGCACGUUUAUGGGCUAGUUGCCCUGGCAACCUCAUCAGCUAAUUCCUAUUGGUUAGCCUGACAGCGAAUCAGAGCAAGAACUGAUUAUGUCAUAUAAAAACAGUGUGGUGCAUUAAAAACAGUCCGCGGGCACCGUUCUGUGACUCGCGAGAGAGACAAGUGCGAGUGACAUUUGAGCCGCCAGCAGACUUAAAAUCAGGGCUUUUUUUUCUGUACAAAUCAAUAAAUGCUGUGUAAAGGAGGAUCGUCUUUACACCGAGAUCAGAUGAUACCUUAGACAAAUCAUUUGAUUUAGGGAAAUUCAGACUGCAGUGCUAGAUUGACUGCACAAACCUAAUUUAGGAAAUGGUGUUAACCAAGACCGUAUGAAUGACCUUCUCUAAUGCGGCAAAACAAACAUCAGUGAAGACCUCGAGAACUGUCACUCAAACAACGCUGCAGUUUCCAGGCUGUCAUGCUCUGCUGUCGAAUGCUCACUCAGCUUAUCACGCAUGUAUCGAUCUCUCAGCAUCAUUUCAUCAGGUGGCUGAAUUGAUUCCAAUAAGAAAAAUGUAACCUUCGGAAAAACCUUCGGAAAACCACUCACGGCUCGAAAAUGACUGUUCCUAAAGACUUACCAGGGAAGUUGUUUGCUAUAGUUCCUCCACUGAAAUGGACUUCGACAAAACAGACAGAAGAGGAAAGGAGGGUCCGAGCCAAUGACAGGGAGUACAACGAGAAAUUUCGCUACGCAAAUAAUUGCAUCAUGACCUCAAAGUACAACAUCGUUAACUUUCUGCCAGUCAACCUCUUUGAGCAGUUCCAGGAAGUCGCCAAUACCUACUUCUUGUUUCUCCUCAUUCUCCAGUUGAUUCCUCAGAUUUCUUCCUUGUCCUGGUUCACCACCAUAGUGCCUUUAGUACUGGUGCUGAGCAUCACUGCAGUUAAAGAUGCCACUGAUGAUUAUUUUCGUCACAAGAGCGAUAACCAGGUGAAUAAUCGCCAGUCUCAGGUGCUCAUCAAUGGCAUUCUUCAGAAGGAGAAGUGGAUGAAUGUGACAGUGGGGGACAUCAUUAAACUAGAGAACAACCAGUUUGUUGCAGCUGACCUGCUCCUGUUGUCUAGCAGUGAACCACAUGGUUUGUGUUACAUUGAGACUGCAGAGCUAGAUGGCGAGACGAACAUGAAAGUACGUCAGUCCCCGUCUGUUACCUCAGAGCUAGGGGACCCUACCAACCUUGCUCAGUUUGAUGGAGAGGUGGUGUGUGAGCCCCCUAAUAAUAAGCUGGAUCGCUUCUGUGGGACAUUGUACUGGAGGGACUGUAAGUAUGCUCUGACCAAUCAGAACAUGCUGCUGAGAGGCUGUGUCCUACGCAACACUGAGAGCUGCUACGGUCUUGUCAUAUUUGCAGGUCCAGACACCAAGCUGAUGCAGAACAGCGGACGCACAAAGUUCAAACGGACAAGCAUAGACCGCCUGAUGAACACACUGGUUCUGUGGAUUUUUGGUUUCCUGGUGUGUAUGGGGAUAAUACUGGCCAUUGGAAAUGCUGUAUGGGAGAGCAAAGUGGGUUCACUUUUUCAGAGCUAUCUUCCAUGGGAUCCUCCUGUUGACAACUUCCUCUUCUCGGCCUUCCUCUCCUUCUGGUCAUAUGUCAUCAUUCUUAACACUGUGGUGCCCAUCUCCCUGUAUGUGAGCGUGGAAGUGAUUCGACUGGGCCACAGUUACUUCAUUAACUGGGACCGGCGGAUGUUCUGUAGCCGUAGUAACACAGCAGCAGAGGCUCGAAGCACGACGCUGAACGAAGAGCUGGGCCAGGUGGAGUAUAUUUUCAGCGACAAGACUGGAACCCUUACUCAGAACAUCAUGACCUUUAACAAGUGCUCCAUCAAUGGAAAUACCUACGGUGAAGUAGUGGACAUUCCAGGAACUCAGCAUAAAGUGAGUGCUUACAAAGGCGAUAAAAGUAUUGCAAAAAAGGCCCAGCCUUUAGAUUUCAGCACUUGGAACUCGCUGGCUGAUCAGGACUUUCGGUUCUACGACUCCUCGUUGCUGGAAGCUGUGAAGGUUGGGGAGCCAGCAGUGCACGAGUUCUUCCGUCUGCUUUCUCUCUGCCACACGGUCAUGAGUGAGGAGAAAAGCGAAGGAGCACUUGUGUAUAAGGCUCAGUCCCCUGACGAAGGCGCGUUGGUGACGGCAGCACGCAAUUUUGGCUUUGUGUUCCGUUCUCGUACUCCUGGAACAAUCACUACACAGGAACUGGGCAAAGCAGUCACAUACACACUUCUUGCCAUCCUGGACUUCAACAACAUCCGCAAGAGGAUGUCAGUCAUAGUAAGGACUCCUGAGGGCCAUAUUCGCUUAUACUGUAAAGGGGCAGACACAGUGCUUUUUGAGAGACUUCAUUCUUCAUGUCAUGAGCUGAUGAACAUAACCUUGGACCACCUCAAUGAGUAUGCUGGUGAUGGGUUACGGACCCUGGUGCUGGCCUAUCGGGAUCUAUCUGAGGAGCAGUGGAAGGAGUGGGCAGAGCAUUACCGUGGUGCAGACAAAGCUACAGAUUUCAGAGAAGAUCGUUUGGCUGAUGCUUAUGAGGAGAUUGAACAAAACAUGAUGCUUCUGGGAGCCACAGCUAUUGAAGAUAAGCUGCAGGAGGGUGUGGCUGAGACCAUCGCUCUGUUGUCACUGACUAACAUUAAAAUCUGGGUGUUAACAGGAGACAAGCAGGAAACAGCUGUGAAUAUUGGCUACUCAUGUAAAAUGCUGACUGACAACAUGACUGAGAUCUUUAUUGUUAAUGGGCACACUGUCCAAAGUGUUCGUGCAGACCUCAGGAGAGCAAGAGAGCGCAUGAUGGAGUCUGUCCGCACAAGAGAAGGUCUGAAGGAGACAGAGACUCAAGAACAAGGUAAUGGAUUUGAGAUGGAAGCAGCUAAGCAGACACCUAAUCAGGACAAAGGUUCCCAACCUCAGACCUUUCCUACCUCAGUGCUGGAGUCCAUCAGUGGAGAGUUUGCACUUGUUAUCAGUGGACACAGCCUGGCUCAUGCACUGGAGUCAGAUAUGGAGCAAGAAUUUUUGGAGACAGCAUGUGCAUGUAAGGCAGUGAUCUGCUGCAGGGUCACUCCUCUACAGAAAGCUUUGGUGGUUGAACUCGUCAAGCGACACAAGAAAGCCGUCACCCUUGCAAUCGGAGAUGGAGCCAAUGACGUCAGUAUGAUAAAAACGGCUCAUAUCGGAGUGGGAAUCAGCGGGCAGGAGGGCAUUCAGGCAGUGCUGGCAUCCGACUACUCCUUCUCCCAGUUCCGCUUCUUGCAGCGCCUGCUACUUGUACACGGCCGCUGGUCCUAUCUGCGCAUGUGCCGCUUUCUCUGCUACUUCUUUUACAAGAACUUUGCCUUCACCAUGGUGCACUUCUGGUUCGGGUUCUUCUGUGGCUUCUCUGCCCAGACCGUAUAUGACCAGUACUUCAUCACUCUCUAUAACAUUGUGUACACAUCAUUGCCUGUUUUGGCUAUGGGCAUUUUUGACCAGGAUGUCCCAGAGCAGCGUAGUCUGGAGUAUCCAAAACUGUAUGAGCCAGGUCAACUGAACCUGCUUUUUAACAAGCGGGAGUUCUUCAUUUGCAUUACUCAAGGUAUCUACACCUCCGUGGUGCUGUUCUUUGUGCCGUACGGCAUUCUUUCACGGGCUACGCAGAGCAACGGCAUUCCGCUCGCUGAUUAUCAGACCUUCGCUGUCACCACUGCCACGGCCCUCGUCAUCGUCGUUAGUGUCCAGAUCUCUCUGGACACAGGAUACUGGACAGCCAUUAACCAUUUCUUUGUGUGGGGUUCUCUGGGGACAUACUUCACUAUCCUCUUUACCAUGCACUCCAGUGUCCUGUUCAACUUCUUUCCCAAGCAGUUUCACUUCCUUGGAAGUGCGCAGAACACAUUAGCACAACCAGUGGUGUGGUUGACAAUUGCUUUAGCUACAGUGAUUUGCAUUGUCCCAGUGGUCACCUUUCGCUUCCUCAAACUAAACCUUAAACCCCAGCUGUCAGAUACAGUGCGCUACACUCAACUCGUGCGUCAGAAGAAGUGGAAGCCCAGCGGGCGUGCUGGGUCUGGUGCUGGUGGGAUGGGUGCCACCGGGGGUGGAGCUCUCGGGCGUUCAUUUCAUGGAGGCUCUCGUCGCUCAGGUUAUGCAUUUGCGCAUCAAGAGGGCUUUGGAGAGCUGAUCACAUCGGGCAAAAAUAUGCGCCUAAACUCGCUCGCUAUUGCAUCGUUCGCUUCCCGGCACAGCACCGGUUGGAUCGAUACACUCCGUAAGAAAAAACAGACAGCGUCAUCUACCCCUCCCAACAUAUUGUCCAACUCACAGACUCCACUUGGCUCCACAUCUUCCUCUCUGACCGGCCCUCAGGGAGCAUGUCAAGAGGGCACAGGACAAACAAAUAUAAACACUUUACCCAGCAACAGUGGUAGUGAUGUUGCACAAGUUGAGAUAGAAGCUACAGUCUUGUAGUGCAGGAAGCAUUGUUUUCCCUUUGGGGAUAAAGGAGCAAGACACAGUGGAGCCAACAAUCAUUCUCCAUUACAACUACAUCCACGGGCAACUUAGGGGUGACUGUGUACUGAGAGUUCACUCCUCUGUACUGUAUGUCCUUGACUGUUUCCUCUGUCUUAUAUGUAACUGCAUACCAGGACAGUGAUGUCAAGAACACAGGUAUUUUGCUAAAGACUGACAUACAGACUAUAAGUGCAGAUACAGCAGAUGCACUGUAUAUGGUACUCUUGAUUCUUCAAAUAUACAUAGUAUUUUUUCUGUUUCUGUUGUGCAAACUAAAAAUCAAAUGUCAUCAUCAGAAUUGCUCUUACUCACCGUUCACUGUGGUUGAAUUUUUGAACGUUUCAGUUUACGCAGAUGAGAUUGUCAGACAGGGAAAGCUCCGUAAAAAUAACACCAAGUAUUUUUCUGCAUCUUAAUACUACAUGGCUUUACUAUCCCAGAGCAGGGUUGUGUCAAUUUCCUUGCUCCUCUGUAGCAAAUAUCUAGCAGUAAAAUUGUAAUGUUGGCAGAUACCCGAUACAGAUGUUUAGACUUGUAGUGUACUCCCGUCUGUGGCGAAUUGCACUGUGUUAUAUGCUUCAAACUUACUUGCCUUAGAUUUAAUAUUAGACAAUACUACUAGACAAUGUAAUGACUUGUAAACCCACUAUAUACUGUACAUAGGUCGUCGUUAGUUGCACUAAACUAUCUUAGAUGUCCAAGUUAUGAUUGGUGAUCCUUAUUUGGAACCUCAGAUUUUUUUAAUGCAAAGAGGUUAUGAAUGAUAUCCCAGAUAUCCUUUUUUCUUUCUUUUUUUGGUUAAGAUCUUCUACAUUGCCUUUAUAGAUACAUGAUACUGUGAUUGUUAUUUUUGUGCCUGGCAAUGCCUUUCCUUUGGGGUGUAUUAUUUUAUUUCCGAGAUUUACAAUCUACCUGAUUAUGUGUUAGAGGUGUGCAGUAUGGCAACUAAAUAUAUCGCAAUACUUGAAAACAAUUUGAUACACAAUAUACACUUAACGGCCAGGUUAAUAGAUACACUUGUACACCUGUACAGUAUAUGCACACAGUUGUCAGCCAAUUAUGUGGCACCAGUGAAGUUAAGCUUCAGUUAAUGUUCACAAUCAACACCAGUAUGGAAGAAAAUAUGAUCUUAAGAAAGUUGUCCAUGGCGUGUUUGUUUGUGUAACUCAAACUGCCACUCAUACAAUCGUGGUGAGCAGAAAAGCAUCUCAGAAACACAUCAUGUUUAACCUCGAGAACUUUGGGCUACCAAGGGACCACUGUAGGUAAUAUCUAAAGUCUGUUAUGUGUGAUGUGAACGAUAACCAAAGCUCUUGAAUUUGCAUAGAGUUGCAUAGUUUUGAUUUAUUGCCCUUAAUUGGCUUAUACAAUAAUUGCAUGAAUGAGCAGGUGUGCAUGGGAUACUAAUAAAAAAAAAAAUAAAAAAAAAGGUUCCUGGGAAAAGGAAGUAAAUUCACCACUGAAAUAUAUUUAAGUUCUUAUUACUUAUUUGUUGCAAUGAUGGACAUGGUCAGUGUUAUAAAGCAUACCUACUGUUUUGAAUUGUAAUUUAUAAUGCUGUUGAUUUAUAUACUGUCAAAGGCAUAUUCAUUUAUAUCGGAAUAUUUGGAGGAUAUCUGGAAUCUGUGGAUUAUGGAAUGGAUCAAAUCUAUUUUCCAGUUGCAGCUCAAGUAAAGCCAACGGACAUAUGUGUGAAGCAGCUUUUGCGUUUGUGUGAACGCUACUGUUCUCCAUGAGAACGCAAUAUGAACUCAAACGGAAUAAACCUCUCGCUUGACUUACUCUUUCACAUUCAUCACACCAUAUUGGUGUUCCAAGACUCAGAACAGGACUGCUGGAGUCUAAGUAAAUGAGCCAUACUGUAAAUCUGCUCUUUUGGAUUGUACAGGAAUGAAACGGAAAAGAACGUCACCCAAAAAAAAAAAAAAAUGCUACCAAAUGGAUCUGACCUCUUGUCUACUGGACCAGUAAUGGUCUCUAUCUAAACGUGGCCUUAGAUACAUGUACUAACAUGAAUUGUAUGCACAGGUGAAUACAUUGUAUGUAUUGUAUGGCGUAACCACACAGCAUUACCUGUGUGAAUGGGUUUGAGAUCAUUCUAAGCUUUGUACCUCUUACAGGUAAAACAGUAUCUUUUUAAUUUGAAGUUGAAAUGUAGUGAUGUUGAACCCCUGUUUAAUUAUUUAUUUAUUAUAAAUGUUUAUUUUUGCGAUUUGAGACUUACUUUGUAAACCAGCAUUUUCAUUUGUAAUAUUGCAUCUGUACAUCACGAGGCUGUUGUGUCUGAUUAUGAUGAGCUGAAUAUGAUUAAAAAUCGAAUUUAAUAUUGUGUUUUUGUGUCUAGCAUGCGUCACGGUAACAGUAAUGAUGCGAUCACAUCCAGAAAUUCUGUCAAGACUGCUCUGUGACAAAAAUGUCCAGCUGGAACGUUUAAAUUAAUGUAUAUUUUAUGGCGUAAAAUAUAUUUUUUAUGUCUUCAAAACUGUUUUUUUUUAUAUCAGUCAUGUCAUAUUCUGUGAAUUCUAAAACACUAUAGGUCUGCAACAUAUUGGUAGUUCCUUCCAAUGACUCAUCAAACUUUUCAGCUUUGUUUUCUUCCUCCGCA